Danaus chrysippus (African queen) is the source of this 939-nucleotide messenger RNA. The record is from the annotation of a GenBank genome assembly. Lineage: Eukaryota; Metazoa; Arthropoda; Insecta; Lepidoptera; Nymphalidae.
AUGGUAGGGAAGUGUAAGAAGAGAAGGUUGACACUUAGUUGGUCCGUGGAAGACAUGAAACAGGCAAUUGAUGCAGUCUUAAGCAAAACUGUUGGAUGUAGUAAAUCAGCUCGGUUGUAUAAUAUACCACAAACCACAUUAGAGCGUUACGUUGCUAAAAUAAGGAAAGGCGAGGUGCGUCUUGACUCUACUCCAGUCGAUAGGUCAUCCGAAAUACGUCUGGUGCAGGAGAUAGAGAAGUUUGAGUAUUUGUAUAAUAACUUUCUGCCGGAAUACAAUCGUAAGGAUUUAACUGAUGAGGCCUGGGCACAAAUUUCCAGCAGCGUGAAGUUGGCAGUAUCAGAAUGUAAAGAAAAAUGGAGGAACAUUAGAAGUUCGGUCCACAGAAAUCUCAAACCAAGUGAAAAACCAAAAAGACCGUAUUAUCUAAUGCCAUAUCUACAAUUCCUACUGCCAUUUCUGAGACCCAAUAAUAAUCACGAACAAAAGGACGAACCAAACACUAGCAAAGAGACAGAUAUAUUUAUUUGCUCUGUAAAAUCUGAAAAAGAGGGUCAGUUAAUAUGUGAUACUAUUAAAUCAGAAAUAAUAUCUGAUGAGGAUUCAGAGCAGUCUUUGCCAAAUAAAAGAAAGAGGAAAGAGGAUUAUAAUGAUAUAAAACGUCAAGAGAUAGAGAUCACUUAUGACAAUGGUUCAAUACCAACGAACGACGCACCAAGAACAGUUUGUGAGACUAUGAGGUACUUCCUCCUAAGCCUUUUACCAGAAUUCGAAACAAUGUCGGAAGACCAAAUAAGACAGUUUAAAAUAAAAGUAAUGAUGCAUAUAGACGAUAUCAAAUCAAAUGGGACUAAAGUGAUCUCUUUGUCGGAUCCUUCGUCGAAUUGGCUACAGAAAAGACUUAUUAAUUUGCUCUUAAAAAAUCUUGAAAAGAGUUGA